Molecule: messenger RNA, 339 nt
Organism: Opisthorchis viverrini
Lineage: Eukaryota; Metazoa; Platyhelminthes; Trematoda; Opisthorchiida; Opisthorchiidae
Exons: 2
Coding region: 1-339 (112 amino acids)
Source: RefSeq, a predicted model, not a curated record
AUGUAUCGGACCACAGUGCUGGCUGUUCCGUUUUAUGACUGUGAGACUUGGCCAGUUCGGACAGCGGAACUGAGACGCCUCCAGAUGUUAGACAACCGAUGUCUCAGAACCAUAGGUCGUACGGCCAUUGGGAAAAGAUAUCCAAAACGCCGCUCAAAGCCGGAACGUUGUUUGCAGUACAACUCAGCUAACCUCUUUGAUAGGAACGCGUCUGUGCUGGAGACCCGGCGACAGAUCCCUCUUGGCCGCAAUCACAACUCCACCCGACGCAUCAUCCGACGCCAGGUGAAACUGAAGUACCAUUGCAGACCGAGAAGCUUGGUGGACCCGAAAGGCUGA